CGAUCAAUAUUAAUAGUUUCUGAAAGAGAGGUUAUUUGAACGCUUAGAUUAGGAGCAGUUAACUAUACGAUAAAACCAUACGGAAUAAAUUAAAAUGAUGAAUUCCACUGAAUUAAGACACAUUAAGACGUAAAACUAAGACCUCAUUAUCCAAGAUGACGGAUAAUUAUAGAGCUAAGUAUGAUGUUAAGCAAAUGCUGCGUUAUCUAGCAGACGGUACACCAAUAAGCCCGCGAACUUCACCACGCUCAACAGAUCUAUCACGCUCUGACGAACGCCUUCGAGAGAAGUAUGACGAACUUAACAAUCUUAUGCUCUCUCAUAUCGCCCAGAGGAGAACAAUCGGACAUCUUUAUUCUUCAUAUGAUUUGGAUUUUAAGAAAGUCAGCUCUGAAAAUAACAAAGCGAAAAGGAUUGAUAAAGAAAGUCGAAAAUUGAAAGCUUCUGCAAAACGAGUAACGGAAAUAAUUGAUCAAGGCAGAGGAGUUCGUUUGAAAAUAUGGGAAAUGCCGAGCGAUUCCGAAUCCGAAAAGGAAGUCGGGGACAGGUCGGAUGACGAUAAUAUAGAAACUGAGGGUGAAGAAUAUAAUGAUGACGCAAGCGAACAAACGUGUAAUUCCACAGUAACAAUUCGUGAAGUGGACACUGAUGGAGAAGAAAUCGAAUCAGAAAGUGAAAAAGCUAGCACAUCUUCAAAAACAAAACACGUUUCUUUUGCAGAGGAACCUAAGGGUGACCCCAUACCACGUUUUGAACUUAACUCACUGGAAGCCCUGAUUUUGAAAGACAUUUUACGCAAUCACAGAAAAACGCCAAAAUACACAACUUUAGGAGCUUCGUCCCAGUCCAAGACAACAUCAGGAAACAGUCAGCACAGGUACAUAUCUAGGAAAAGGACUUCGCGUAAAAAGAAACCCACCAAGAAAGACUCAAAACCAUCAGAAAGGUCUCCGAGGCAAAAAACAAAAUGUGUUUUGGAUAACAGUCUUAACUCAUCGUCCAAUAUAGAUGUCCGAAGGUGGAUUCAAGAAAAGAAUAAAAUAGCUCGUAAGAAAUUGAAAGAGGAACGGAGAAAAGAGCGCGAAGAAAUGCAGAAAGAGCAGGAAAUGUUGAACGCAAAAACCGCUAGACUACUCGAAUCCGGAGACAAAUUUGAAAAGUGGCUCCAUGACAAGAAAAAAGAGACUUUGCAGCAUAGGAAACUCCGGCAACGCGUAGAUGAGAUUCACAAGAGAAACGCUGUGUUAGAAAACAACAGUAGAGAAACUUCAGACCGACGUAUGAAUCAAACCAAAGAACAAUUUGAAAUACGGAGAGCAACAAUCAAACGACGCCAACGUCGGAUCGGAAAACGCAAAAAGGGGGAAGACGAAAACGCCGUCUCAAAGGAAAAGGAUAACAAUGGAAAACCAUUUCUGCUUGAACCUGCAGCCGCGAGACUAAUUGAUGAUGAGAAACUUCAAGCAAAGGCUGCUAAAAAGAAACUUGGUGUUUCUGUAAGAGGAACGUUAAAUAAGGCAGCAAAAGAACUAAAAGCCGAUGACAAAACGCUUAGCAUAGAUGCAGAGGAUUUGAAAAGUUCUAAAGCCAAAACACCAAAUGGAAGCCGAAAUCUUAGAAAUAAAUCAGAGAAGAUAACUGAACGGAAGAAAGAUGAUAAAUGUUCAGGUCAAAGGUCAGUAAUUAGUCAACAAGUGCCUAAAAAUAUCGAUUCUAUCGACGAAGUUCGAAAAACAAAGAGAAUGACGUACAAUGCAUGGAUAAAAAUCAAACGAGAUGGAGAUAAUAACAAGAAACACGAAGAGAAAUCAAAACAGAAUGUAGACCCAGACUUGGAAAGACUCCUUCCAACUCUUGCAAAGGAGCGUAUUCGAAGGGCAACGGAAUCGAAGAAAUUUACGGACACGGGACCUCUAAACACUCCAUCUCCUCCUACUGCGUCUCGGCCUCCUUAUAGAAAAUACCCGGAAACCUUAAACACACACAAAGUAGCGCCACACAGACCUAGAUCCGCGACAGACUUCAAAAGAAAUGAAAUAAAUGAUAAUUCAAUCCAAAGACCUGCAAGUGCGCGACCCGGAUCAUACCGUAGGUCCAGGAUAAAUCGUGAUUUGAACAUUGUUCUCGAAGGCGAGAGGCCAGAACCGCAAGGUUGUGAGAUUCCUGAUGGUAGUUUCUGCCAUGACUCGAACCAAGCACGACCAAGUAGUGGUAUACCUAUUGACAAUCAUGAAGACAUCAUCAGUAAGAAACAUUCAGAAAGAGAACCUGGAGAAAGUAAUUCUGAACUAGACGUUUUGAACUCGAACAAUGUGUUCAUUACUGCCUAACACGACCAGCACUACCCUUUAGGGUUGCACACACCAUGCCCAGGGGCGGAUCCAGGGAUGUCCGAAGGGAGGGGGAGGGGGCGAAAGGGGCCCAAAAGUGGGGCUGAUCUAGACAAUAUUACCAUAGGGUGUUCGGGGGCAUGUCCCCGCAUUUUUUUUUCUAGACGCCCGAAAAUAACCUCUGAGGCGUUUUGGGCGAUCAAUGAUUUCAUUUUGGUUUUCUUUCUUUUUUUUUUUUAAUUUCCAAAAGGAGGAGGUGGCAUCCCCGGCGCCCGUGAGGUUUGUCUGGUUUGUGUGUCGAACUAUGCUGAGGUGGAAGUGUACGGGGCACGGGGGUUUUGGGGCUGUAAUGGUUUCUAUCUCUUUGUGUUUACCGGUGCCUAUGUUUUCUGGAAUUUGUCAGAAACAUAUCCGUCUAUAGUGAUCUAUGUGUGCCAUUUUUGUGUGUGAGUGUUUAGAAAACACAAACGUUAUUUGAAUAUAGAAAUAAAUACUUUAAUUUACCUUUACUCAUCGUGCAAUCUAUAUUUUUAGUAAGCAUGUAUAUUUCUUAAAACAACAAUUUUAAAAUUCUAUAUGAUUCUUGUGGCAGUAUAGAGAUAUAUUUAUUUUGUUCCACAUUCUUUAAUCAAUCUAAUCUAUAAUUAGGCCUAUUUGUAACGCUUCAUUAAAUUUCAUACACACAAUUAAUGCUAUAUUUUGUACACCUAGUGAUUUAGAUACAAGGAUUGGUGAAAUCAGCAUCAUUUUAAAUACCCUAUGCACAUUUUGUAAAUAAGAACAUAAAACGAAAAAGUGAUUUAUAUAGGCAUUUUGUUUAGAAAUUCCUACCGAGUAUCUUGGUCAUCGAGUCUAAUAACCAAUUACUAUUUCAUAAAGCGGGAUGCAUGUUUCGACAAUCGCAUGCCAACUUAUUUGAUAAUCGCACCUAUAAAAUUAUUUUAUUUUGACAUGAUACAUACGAGUACCUAUAAGUAUUGCUCGGCCACUGUUUUAAUAAGCUUUCUAAAAUAGACUAAUACUAUAGUAUGAACAAAACAUUUUUUUUAUCAUCAAUGACUUCAAAGUCUAUAUAUAGCCUAUUUCAGCAUAAUUUUAUUUUUCGAGAAAGGAAAUAAUAAAUGCAGCGAACACAAAUCGUUAUUAUAACGUUAGUGAACACUGUGCUUAGGUUAACGUCAAUACAACAUUUUAACAACGUUAACAAUGUUAUUUAGUAGUAGAUCACGUCAUAAACUUCUAUUUAUACUUCUACACAAAAACGUUUUGAGCUUAAACUGUAACGUUAAUAUAACGUUACUAUAACGUAAUAAUAACGCUAAUAUAACGUUAUUGAAACGCUAAAUUGGUUCAAAAAAGAGAAACCUUUGAUUCAAUUAUUGAAAAUUUUAGAAAUCAUGAUUAUGUGUGAUAAUUAUUGUGAUUGGCUAGAAAUCGAUGUAAGAAUAAGUUGUCGAAAUAUAUUGUUUACAAUGACUAGAUGUGUCAUGAUAUCUAAAAGUAGUGUAUAAAGUUCACUGCACUUUUCUCAACUUGCGUUACCAAAUUCAUGUGCAGUUCUACAUUCUGGCUAAACACAGUACUUAUUUAUCAAUCUGACCAAAAUUGUCUUUGCAGCGUUAAUAAUAUUCGCUACAUCAAUGAUUUCGUGGCUGACACACUGUGAGAAAUUGUUGACUCGUUACGUUACGAUAUUUCUUCGUUUACAGUUUUCAAUUUCCCAAGGUUCAUUUCCACAUUUCAGCUUUUUGGGGUUUUUUGCAAAAGAUAUUUCCCCAAGAAUAAGCCCAAAAUGGAAAUAAUAAACCAUGCCAAUAUGUAAAAUGACGAAUAAAUUAUGACGCACCGAAAA
Molecule: messenger RNA, 4182 nt
Organism: Anneissia japonica
Lineage: Eukaryota; Metazoa; Echinodermata; Crinoidea; Comatulida; Comatulidae
Exons: 2
Coding region: 156-2330 (724 amino acids)
Source: RefSeq, a predicted model, not a curated record